GAAUAUUUUCAGUAGUGUGUUAAGUGUUUGACAGACGCCAGAUUUUGUUUUAGUAAAAUGGAUAAAAUCUAAUAAUUUCUCAAUUAAUUGCUGCGAAAAUGCAAACUUUCGAAUCGGAAUCGAGAAUUCUCUUCAAAAAUCAAAUGGCAAACCUACAAAUUAAAAUUGAACCGACCAGUUACGAUUUCCCUCCAAGAUCGGGAGAUUUGUCACAGAUUCACGACGAAAGCUCUACAUCUGGUGACGACUUCAGUGUGGCAUUUUCUCAGUGGCCAACAGAAUCAUCAACUGACAAUGAUGAUAGUUUCCGGAUGGUGGACCUUUUUUGGCCCAUUCUUAGCAAAAACGUUAUCGACGACAAGUGUUGUGUUUGUACCAAACAAAAUUGCGAUAGCCGACGUCACUCAACAAAGUCGCAAUGGAUAUAUCCGACCUGUGAGAAUUGUGGCAUUGAAAUGAAUGAUCUGGUUGAGUUGAUCAUUAACCGGUCCGCACGGAAUGUCGACAGUUGUGAAGUUUGUUUAAUCAAAUACCAACCGAAUGAUCCAGAUAGCAGCAGUCAUGUGUUGAGGCAUUUCGAACGCGAAAAUGUAUCCUCAAUUGAUCAACUGUGCGCUGACUGUUCGAGUGCAUCGAAUGAGGAUGAAACGAAUGAUUAUUUGUUCAUGGAAAAAUUGGAAGAAGUUCAGCUGGUCGAUUGUAAAUGGUGUUGCAAUACAGUUUGUGCCAGUGCGAUAAAACAACAUCAACGGCGGUGCUACAAGAAACCGGAGCGAAUAAAGAAUCCAGACCCACGUCCCCAGAUAUUCGACUGUUCACAUUGUCCGAAAAAGUACAGCAGUUACAAGAACCUGUGCAAUCACAUCAUGAGUGUCCACGAUCCGCCUUCGAAUCAAGUCGGCUUUCAGUGUAGAUUCUGUGACGAGUCGUUUACGCGGGCCCAGCGAUUAAUUCACGAAAAAGAAGUCCACAUGCAUCCGGUUACCGGCCUGUAUCAAUGCGAGUACUGCGAUCGGCAAUGCAAAUCAGCCUCGGAAAUGGAGUACCACCGGUUCAAGCACACGGUACCGUUCAGUUGUGACAUAUGCGGUCAUCGCUGUGGAAUGAAACGGCGCUUGGAGGAACACAUGCUCACGCACAGUAAUGUUCGGGACCAUUCGUGCGAAAUAUGCGGAGAAGCAUUCAAAACGCCCCAUUUGCUGAAGCGCCACAAAGAACGGCGUCACUCGAACGUUAGACCAUUCCAAUGCAAGCAGUGCGAUAAGGCGUAUAAAGAUGCGACCGAUCUGAGGCGACAUGCGCGCAGUCACGGUGGCGUGGAGAAAAAUUUCAAGUGCGAUUUAUGCGAAAAAGCUUUCUUUGAAGCUAAGCUUCUUCGGUACCACAAGCGGACGCAUGAACGACAUGGUCGCGUGAACAAAAUCAAUGCCGUGCUAAUGGUGAAAGACCUUGAGGCUGAUGAGGACGAAGACAAUGUUUUGAUAAUGGACCACUGACCCAUUUGGCACCGGUAACCACAUUUUAUUUGUAGUUUAGCAUAUGGAAAUUCGACCGGAAAUAAGACAAUUAAUUUUACGUAAAUAAA
Molecule: messenger RNA, 1585 nt
Organism: Bradysia coprophila
Lineage: Eukaryota; Metazoa; Arthropoda; Insecta; Diptera; Sciaridae
Source: RefSeq, a predicted model, not a curated record